This is a messenger RNA of Peromyscus leucopus (white-footed mouse), 3055 nucleotides long. RefSeq names its product shieldin complex subunit 1 (gene Shld1). Lineage: Eukaryota; Metazoa; Chordata; Mammalia; Rodentia; Cricetidae. Gene Ontology annotation, biological process: positive regulation of isotype switching; negative regulation of double-strand break repair via homologous recombination; positive regulation of double-strand break repair via nonhomologous end joining. The transcript is spliced from 3 exons. Gene Ontology annotation, cellular component: site of double-strand break. The coding region runs from base 143 to 754 and encodes 203 amino acids. The record is from RefSeq and is a predicted model, not a curated record.
CGGAGAGGCGGAGAGACAGGAUGUUCUGUUUUUGGGGAACCUUAUCUUUCCACUCCUUUUAGGAAUGAUCAGCUGAUACCUGGGCUGAUCCUCUGCCUGAGCAAGUGUCCGAAGCCUGUGACUGGGUGUCCUUGCCAGGCCUAUGGAACCCCAGGCAGACACACCCAGCAGCCAGUCAGUGGAGAGCUGCACCUUGGAUCUACCGACAGCAUCUGUCCUCAGAGGUCAUGAAGCAUCCCAGGGAGCCAGCAGCAAGUCUCUGAGUUCCCUGGAAUCCCAGUCUUUCCCUUCUUCGUUGACUGCUGAUCCAGAUAGCAGUUCUCUAAAUACUGAGCAAAAGGGCUCCUGGGACUCUGAGAACUUCCGGCUUGAUCCUUCUGUGAAAGGCCAGUUGGAGACCGGUGAAGAGGAGGGUGGACUUCGGAAAUCGCUGGACAGCUUCUAUGAAGCAUUUGCCCAUCCACUGCCGGGCUCUGGGGAUCAGCUCUCUGCACCUGCGUGUCAGUGCCUAUCUCAGACAAUCUCUGAACUCGAGGGCCAGGAGAGCCAAAAGUAUGCUGUCCGCAGUUUCCAGAUGGCCCGAGUUAUCUUUACCCGGGAUGGCUGCUCUAUCUUACGGCGGCAUUCCAGGGAAACCCGCUUCUACCCUCUGGAGCAAGAAGGCAGCUCGGUAGAGGAAGAAGAGCCCACCCCAGGACUGUCAAGAGAGGUCAUUCAUUUCCUCUUGAAGCAGACCAUCAUGAAAGACUCAUAGCUGGUACUCGUGUGAAAGUCGGCAAGGCUGGAGGGGAAAUGCUGUAACUUGGCACUCGGAGUCCCUGAGGGGGUCUCCUGGCAGCUUCCUGUUUCCAGCCAUUAGCUACAAGCUUUGCAGGUAGAGGCUGGCACCAGCAACCUGGUGACGGAGCCAGUAAGCCUAUAGAUGUACCAUCCUACCACUCGCCUUGGCCAAGGCUGCUACUGACUCAACUGGGGUUCAGUCCCAGCCCAGCUUCCUUGCCUCAGCCUGUGUUCCAGAGUGCUCUCCUGGGGUCCAGGCCAGGGCUGGGACUUCGGCAGGAAAUCAUUUCCUUGCUUGGCUCAUCCCUCCUCCCACUCACCUCCUGUGCCUCUGGGGUCUUUUCUUAAUAAACUUUAUAUCUGCACCAGUCUACUCCUGGGAGAACAAGCCUCAGAGCACAGGCUUCUGAGAGAUGAGUGUUUUGAGGAUACACAUUUCUGUGCUGAAUCAAGGGUAACAAUUAUACAGAGUUGUAAAUGGGGACCAAUUGAUUGGCCUGAAGCAAUGUACAGACAUAAAAAUCACUUCCAUAUACUACGUUCCUUCUUAAUCAUACCUUUGGCUCCUCUCCAAAACCAGAAUUCCCUGUCUGUUUUGACAGUGGGGAAGGAACAUUCGGACCAUCCACAAAGCUAGAAUUCACACACAAAGGGGCUUCUUCAUCUCUACUAGAUUGCAGGGUGGAAGGUGAGGAGACAGCGCUGGACCAUCCACUCAGGAUGUGGGAGCACAGGUCUGACAUGUAAGGGUGGUACUGUGUGACCUUGCCGAUUUGUGUGUGAACGGAAUAAGGAAUGCUUUGCCAGGCAGCUUUUCCCUCACCGUGUUCCUCUUGCCCUUCGCCCACCGCCAGCACCCCUCUGUCAUCCUCUGAGGUUUGCCCCUCCUUCCUGCCCUGUUUUUGCCUCCAGCACCCUCUGUCAUCCUCUAAGGCUUGCCCCUCAUUCCUUCAGCACCCUCUGUCAUCCUCUAAGGCUUGCCCCUCCUUCCUGCCCUGUUCUUGCCUCCAGCACCCUCUGUCAUCCUCUGAGGCUUGCCCCUCCUUCCUGCCCUGUUCUUGCCUCCAGCAUCCCGAGCUGCAGUGCACAUGCUUGCCCAGAGCAGGGCUCUGCUGUCACCUGUGCCCGUCCUCCAGGCAGGUGCACAGCCUGACGGGGAGCUCUGUAAAUAGCUAGUUCAGGCUUGCACUGGCAGAUGCUCCACUCUGCAGGUUGCAUCCUGAGCCCCAGUUUGAGAAUGACGUCAGCUGGCACCAGGAACUCUGAAAUAGUAAUUGGAAGCCUCAUAGAGUUCCUCAAGCAAAUUACAUCAGUAGAAAGGCUUAUUUCCCUCGUUUGGAGGAAUAGCAAAAGUUGGCAACACUGUGCAGUUGGAUUCUUUGAGAAACUCGAGGUGAAGUUUAAUUGGCAUGAGACUCCAAAGCUUUUCAGAAAGUGGUUUAUGCAAAUGGGGCAGCCAACAAGUACACACUGAAAGUCAGUACAUCGGAGAGUCUCUUGGGGACUCUUGAAGGGAAAGAAACUAAAAAGAAGGAGUGGUGUGAGCAGGCUUCCGGUUCAGGGAUGGUCUGAGGUGAGAGACUUCUACAUGGAAAUGUCAAGGCACAUGUGGAGGGGGUUCCACACGGUAGGAAAUCACGUGAAUAGGACCUUGGGAGGUGCUCACAAAUGGGGCUCAGCUUUCUCUCUCACAGGCAUCAUCUAAUGCUCCCUCCUGUUCAACAGUCCUUCCAAUAAUCAUGAAACUGGUGCAAUUUCAAGCCCAAACCUUUAGGUUAGAUGUGAAGGUUGCUGGUUUUAUUGUUUUAACAUGAAGCAUACCAGUAGCCACCCUUAAAGAAUGGUGAAAAUCAUCCAGCUACAGGGAUACUCACAAUUCGUCUCCAUGGCUAUCAACAGAGGGAAUCUGGGUUACUCUAUGCUUGUGUUUAAAGGACAACAAAAAAGCUAUUUGAAUCUUCGUGUUGGGAAGUAGUAGCUUCUAUUUGGAAGGGAGAUUUUAAUAUCAGGGAAUGUCUGAGCUGAACUGGAGGUGUUUGGCGAGAGGAAGCCCCUGACGGUGGAGAAUGUGGGAGAGUAAAAGCCAGGGUUGCCCUGGGGCAGCACCGAGUGUGGUGUGUGUUCACUUAGAUCUGAGUAAGUGUUUGUGACAGGCCAGUACAAGACAUUUGAUUCCCUGUGGUCUUGCCCCUUAAUUUGAUUUCUGUGAGGAUAGAGAGGCAUUUUCCAUUUACCUCUGUGAACCUUUAAUAAAGACUAAGAUAAGAAUACUGCA